AUCUUUUAUAUACACUUGUCUUUUUAAAUGAUUUCAAAAAUGUUGAUAAAUGAUGCACAAAUACAAAAUAGGAAUAUAUUCUUAUGCUUAUAUUAAAAACGUAAAAUAAGGUUUUUAAAAAUUACAAGAAAUUUAGAAAAAAAUUACCAGCCGAGAAGAGCAACACUGAUCAGAUAAACGUCAAAGUUUGUUUUUUAAAUUUCUCGAUUGAGGUUAUAAUUUUUAAGAGAAAUAAAUCAUAUUGAUUUAAUUUAUUAAAAACGAAUUAAUACCACGUUUAAUUUAGAGUACAAAAUGAAAUAAUUCUCACGUAUACAACAUUGCAAAAGUGUUUAAAGGAAGUGGAACCUUAUUUUGUUUAAUUACGGCAAAAUGUCGAUAAUAUUUAACAAAACAUUAAAAACUGUGAUUUAUUUUCGACAUUAUUCAGUAUUAUGUAAAAGAUUAGAUAAUAGUCCGUUAUUAAGUUGCUUUGCACAGUCUUUCAUACCGGUAAACCGUAGUUUGUUUUGGGAAAAAGAAAGAAAAGGUGGCUAUCGAAGCCAGGAAAAUGUCUCUUACAUUGAACAUAUGAAAAAUGGUUAUAAAGAACUUAAAGUCGAACUAAAGCUGUUUGCUAAAGAAAUGAAAGAAUUUUUAGAAGCUGAUCCACUGUUAAUAGCAAGACCAGGUGAAACUGAUCUACUUUGGUGUUUUAAUGAACCUACUGUAUUAGAUAAUUUUGUAACAACAUGUGACAGUGACCACAAUGAAGGUUUUAGUACCUGCCACUUUGACAUGAGUCCUGCUGGAAGGGCUAAUUUUCAUGGUUAUUUAGAUACCAGAGUACCUAAAGAUGGAAGAAUAAAAAAAGCUGGAUAUUGUGCUAUAAGAUCCAAGAGAGUAAGGAAAUCUUUUAAAAGGGGUAGUACAUAUAAUUGGAGCCUGUAUAACACAUUAGUCCUGAAAGUUAGAGGUGAUGGCAGAUCCUACUUACUAAACAUAUCCUGUGAAGGUUACUAUGAUAUAACAUGGAAUGAUAUAUAUCAUUAUGUAUUGUACACACGAGGUGGACCUUAUUGGCAAAUUGCUAAGAUACCAUUUUCAAAGUUUGUAUUGGGAUCAAAAGGUAGACUACAAGACAGGCAAAGCAGAAUGAGAUUUGACAAAGUGACACACUUUGGUGUAUCAUGUGGAGAUAAAAUAAAUGGUCCAUUCAAUCUAGAAAUUGAAUAUGUUGGUUUAGAGUUUGACCCAACUCACGAAGAAGAGUUUGCUUAUGAAAUGUACAAAACUGAUAAGUACAUAGUAGGAGUUUAAUAGGAAAAUUAUGUGAAAAUUGUUAAUUUUAG
Papilio xuthus (Asian swallowtail) is the source of this 1331-nucleotide messenger RNA. RefSeq names its product complex I intermediate-associated protein 30 (gene CIA30). Gene Ontology annotation, cellular component: mitochondrion. NCBI's taxonomy places the organism in Eukaryota, Metazoa, Arthropoda, Insecta, Lepidoptera, Papilionidae. Bases 373 to 1299 code for a protein of 308 amino acids. The transcript is spliced from 5 exons. The record is from RefSeq and is a predicted model, not a curated record. Gene Ontology annotation, biological process: mitochondrial electron transport, NADH to ubiquinone; mitochondrial respiratory chain complex I assembly.